Molecule: messenger RNA, 1125 nt
Organism: Porites evermanni
Lineage: Eukaryota; Metazoa; Cnidaria; Anthozoa; Scleractinia; Poritidae
Source: the annotation of a GenBank genome assembly
AUGAACAAUACGACAACUGGCGACGAACUUUUAUGGAACGAACACAUAGCAGUGAGAGUUGUGCGACUUGUUUUAUAUCCUUCAGUUUUUAUUAUCGGCGUGAUCGGGAACAUAUCAGUGUGUGGAUUGAUCCUUUGCGCUAAAACCAAAAAGUUUCGAUCGUCCAAGGGCUACUUCAUCCUGAACCUUGCUUUGUCGGAUUUAUUGGUACUUUUUAUGUAUCUUCCUUUUGACCUGGCGUAUUUAGAGAACUACUUUGUCUGGCCGUUUGGCUUGGUACUUUGCAAGCUCAUCAGCGUCACGAGUUCACUUUCAGUUACAGUAUCAGGGUCCAUGUUAAUUUGCAUCGGCUAUGAGCGAUACAAGUCAAUCGUGCUUGGUAAGACCCUGGGGAGGCGUUUAAGCAAGAAAAAAGCCCUUGCUAUGGUCGCGUUCAGUUGGAUUUACUCCUGCCUGUUGCAAGUGCCGUUCGUGUACGCUUUGACUAUAGAGGCCAACGGAGGCUGCAAGAUCGACGUGGACUGGUGGCCUAACGAACUUACGUUCAACCUCACUUACAUUAUGGCGCUCAUCGCGCCCCAGUUUGUGAUCCCAGCAUUGUGUCUCAUUGUCUUCUACGUGGGAAUUGUCUUUCACUUGAGGAAAGCGCACAAGUUGAACACGAAGCAAGGCAUUUACACCAGCGUGAAUGUCGCGGAAAAACGUGAGCAACAAAACCGUAAAACAACCAAGUUAUUAACUGGCUUAGUGUUGGUGUAUGCAUUUUGCAUAUUGCCCAACAAGUUGAUACUUCUGAACAUCCUGAUUAACCGAAAAGUAUUGUCGUCGUCACUUACCAGGGAAUUAUACGAAUUUACUAGGCUAUUAACAACCGCUAAUAGUUGCCUCAAUCCUAUUCUAUAUACAACUCUGAGCCGCAGUUUUAGAAUGGAUUUGAAGAGGAUGCUGUCGAGAAGCCGUUCAGAUGCCUCCAGCUCUUUUUCGAACAAAUAUUUAAGGACUUCACGAGAAACUUCUCGCUCUCAAAGAAAAUCUAAUGCACUUAACUACCAUGUUCGUUUGGAGGAGGCAAUAGAGAAGCUCGCAAGCGGACAAAUUGAGAGCUUAAAAGAGAGCAGAGUGUAA